Molecule: messenger RNA, 2773 nt
Organism: Peromyscus maniculatus bairdii (prairie deer mouse)
Lineage: Eukaryota; Metazoa; Chordata; Mammalia; Rodentia; Cricetidae
Gene: Cables2
Product: Cdk5 and Abl enzyme substrate 2
Biological process (GO): regulation of cell cycle
Source: RefSeq, a predicted model, not a curated record
CCUCCCGGGGCUGCCAGCCAGGCCCGCGCCCCAGGGCCUACUCAGCCCCACGACGGCGCCCGCCGGCCUCAGCCUGGACGGGCAGCGGCAGAGGAGACGAGUCACAUCUCAGCGCUGCUCCCUCGAAUUUCUGGAAGAUGCAGUGGGAUGUGCCUCAGUGCAGAGAACCAAGCAUGCAUCUGGAUCACCAAGACACAAAGGCCUGAAGAAAACCCACUUCAUUAAGAACAUGAGGCAGUAUGACACGAAGAACAGCAGGAUUGUGCUCAUCUGUGCCAAGCGGUCCCUGUGUGCAGCCUUCUCAGUCCUGCCCUAUGGAGAGGGCCUACGGAUCAGUGACCUGAGGGUGGACAGCCAGAAGCAGAGGCACCCAUCCGGCGGCGUUUCUGUUUCUUCUGAGAUGGUCUUUGAGUUGGAAGGCGUUGAACUGGGAGCAGAUGGAAAGGUCGUGUCUUAUGCAAAGUUCCUGUACCCUACUAAUGCCCUGGUUACACACAAGAAUGACAACCAUGGCUUGCUGCCCCAGCCUCGGCCCAGCAUCCCCCGGGCUCCACCAGGUUCAAGACACAAACCUGUGCCUACCAAGUCAACACCGGCUGGCACAGAACUAGGAAACGAUGGGGGAGAUGCACUAGAAUACAACCCCAACCUCCUGGAUGACCCACAGUGGCCAUGUGGGAAGCACAAGCGGGUACUUAUCUUUGCUUCAUACAUGACCACGGUUAUAGAGUAUGUGAAGCCUGCAGACCUCAAAAAGGACAUGAACGAGACCUUCAGGGAGAAGUUCCCUCAUAUCAAACUGACAUUGAGCAAAAUUAGGAGUUUAAAACGGGAGAUGCGGAACCUGUCUGAAGAGUGCAGCUUGGAACCUGUGACCGUUUCCAUGGCCUACGUGUACUUUGAGAAGCUUGUGCUGCAGGGCAAGCUCAACAAACAGAACCGCAAACUGUGUGCUGGCGCCUGUGUUCUGCUGGCCGCCAAGAUCAGCAGUGACCUCCGCAAGAGCGAAGUAAAGCAGCUUAUUGACAAGCUGGAGGAAAGAUUCCGGUUCAACAGGAGAGAUCUCAUUGGAUUUGAGUUCACGGUGCUUGUGGCUCUGGAACUGGCCCUGUACCUCCCUGAGAACCAAGUGUUACCUCACUACAGACGCCUCACCCAGCAGUUCUAGCCCUGACAGUGCACCCUGCAGAGGCUGCUUGGUAGAAAGGCAUGUAGCUUGCUAGAACAGAGGCAACUAGUGUCCCAUCCCUCCUCCAAUACUGCAUUUGCCCCUCACAGCCCAAGGUGACUUUUCGUUUCCUUGGAAAGAGACACCGCUUUCAUUCAGAAGCACAACACACCUCAAGAUGCUUCUGAGAAUUUUCCUGGAGUAAAUGAACAGUGAGGCUUGCUUGGUUUUUCAUGUGCCUGAGACCAGUCUGGUUUACAUUGUGGUGAAUCCUGAGGUCCAGCCUUUGCAACCUAUCACAGAUGUGAGACCAUUCCUGUGGAGACCUAGGUGUCCAGACCUGAACAUGCUGAUAUUGCCAGCCACACUUACGCCAUCUCCUGAUACCCUGCCUCCUUUGCUGUCAAGGUAGAGGGGAAGGCAGGCACCUUGACCCAUUCUAAUUUUAUUUUUUUGGACAUUUGUCAAAGCAUCUGUCACUGUGAAACCCCUAUGCCAUCACAUAUACAGCAGGGCUUGGCCAAAACCACCCAGGCCUCUUGCCAGAAACUUUUGCCUGCAGCACUGGACCUUUAAGAGAACUGCUGACUUGAGGCUCUUAACUUUCCUAAGCAAUAUUGUGGUGCAGAAAAAGUAUUAUAAUUUGGGAUUUGGUCCUGUUAAGGUUUGCUGGUGUAACUCUGAAACCACACUUGACCUUCAGGCAGGAAGACACUGGCCCUGCCACCUCUAACAGCAACGGACAUGCCAUCUAGGUCAACUUGCCUGUACACCCACUGUGCCAUUGUCCCUUUGCUUUCUUUAGGACUGUUGGCCUUCCCCGUAACCUGGUGAUCCUGGUCACCAGCCUAGGCUCCCAUAGUAGAUACCAGACCUACUGCUAGCAACUGCUCAGCUUCACAGCCUCAGCACAUCCCCAGCAAUGCUAAUGCCUCUCAGGCCUGACACCAUCCAACCACCCGGGACCAGAGAAUCAGUAACAGCUUGAGCAUGAAGGAACCUUGCUCAGUGACAAACCAGUGUUUUAUUCUGACCAUGCUUAUGCUGGUAUAAGCAAACCCAUACCCCUAGAGCAUCUUGGGUGCAAGACAAUGGCCCUGCAAAAGUCAUCUUCAAGGUAGUCCCAUCAUUUAACUUCCUAGACACUGCUCCAACUUACAAGCUACCCUUGGAGGACAUACCCAGGCAGCUUCCUCUAGAUGUAUAGUUAAUGUUAAAGCUGGUGAACAGCAGUAACUUAAGCUUGUAUAUUUAUGUAGUUUAUAAGGUUUAUUAUUUACCAAGCUGGUCUGCUGGAAGUCCUCCCCUCCCUGUCCUCUUCAGUGAUGCCGAGAGCUGCUGCUGUGUGGUGUAAAGCACUGCUGCAACAAAACCAACCCUUAAACCAAAUGAUCCUGGCGACUGCGUCCAGAAACCCGAGCUAUAUCCGUGGUGUCCAGCUGGACUGCGACCCAAUGCCAUAGACCUGGUGCUGCGCCCUUAGCACCCAACAGUAGGCACAAGUGUUUGUGAGAGUAUCUGACCUCAGAAUGUCGUGUGUUGGGUAGGUUUUGAAUGGAUGGUGUAAAAAUGUUUUUGUUAAGUAAAACUUGGUUUUGCAACAUA